AUGGUCAAAGAGACCAAACUCUAUGACGCGCUGAACAUCAGCCCCAAUGCCACACAAGACGACAUCAAGAAGGCAUACAGGAAAGCCGCCUUGAAAUGGCACCCCGACAAGAAUAAAGACAACCCCGACGCCGCCGAGAAGUUCAAAGAGUGCUCGCAGGCAUACGAGAUCCUGUCGGACCCAGAAAAGCGCAAGCUCUAUGACCAGUUCGGCCUCGAGUUCAUCCUGCGCGGCGGCGUCCCGCCACCAGACGGCGCUGCCGGCGGGAACCCGUUCGCCAGCGCGGCCGGCGGCAUGCCCGAGGGCUUCGCCUCCUUCUUCGCCAACGCCGCCGGCGGUCCGGGCGGUCCCGGAGGAGGCGGCGCUCGGUUCUCCUACAACUUCAACUUCACCGAUCCCAACGACCUAUUCCGCAACACCUUCCGCGACAGCGGCCUGGGAAGCGACAUUUUCGAGGACUUCUUCGCUGGCGCUGCGCGGUCGUCGGCUUCGACAUCGUCGGGUGGUGGUGGUCCUGGUGGGUCCCGGCGGAGCAUGCGCGGGUCGUUUGGCGAGGGUAUGCGGGCCGCGCGGGCGCCGACGCCCGAGGUGACGACGGUGGAGCGGCCGCUGCCGCUGUCGCUCGAGGACCUGUUCAACGGCGUGGUCAAGAAGAUGAAGAUUAAGCGCAAGAUGUUUGACGAUUCGGGCAAGCGCACUACGACCGACACGGUGCUCGAAGUGCCCAUCAAGCCAGGGUUGAAGAAGGGGAGUAAGAUUCGGUUCAAGGGUGUCGGCGACCAGGAGGAGGGCGGACAGCAGGACUUGGUGUUUAUCGUGGAGGAGAAACCGCACCCCCUCUUCACCCGCGAAGGCGACGACAUAGUGCACACGGUCGAUCUGGAUCUGAAAGAGGCCCUCACGGGCUGGAAGCGCACCAUCACCACAAUUGACGGCAAGAAUCUCAACAUCGACAAGGCCGGGCCCACGCAGCCCGGGUCUUCGGAUUCGUACCCGGGCUUGGGCAUGCCCAUCUCCAAGAAGCCGGGCCAGCGCGGUAACUUCAUCGUCAAGUACAACGUCAAGUUCCCCAUGACGCUCAGCCCGACACAGAAGCAGCGAUUGAGGGAGAUUCUUUGA
Messenger RNA from Parathielavia appendiculata, 1119 nucleotides. Its product is annotated as DnaJ-domain-containing protein. Gene Ontology annotation, molecular function: protein-folding chaperone binding. The transcript has 3 exons. The record is from RefSeq and is a predicted model, not a curated record. NCBI's taxonomy places the organism in Eukaryota, Fungi, Ascomycota, Sordariomycetes, Sordariales, Chaetomiaceae. Bases 1 to 1119 code for a protein of 372 amino acids. Gene Ontology annotation, cellular component: cytosol. Gene Ontology annotation, biological process: translational initiation.